Messenger RNA from Daldinia vernicosa, 1463 nucleotides. Its product is annotated as Yip1-domain-containing protein. Gene Ontology annotation, cellular component: membrane; trans-Golgi network. Gene Ontology annotation, biological process: endoplasmic reticulum to Golgi vesicle-mediated transport. The record is from RefSeq and is a predicted model, not a curated record. The transcript is spliced from 3 exons. Lineage: Eukaryota; Fungi; Ascomycota; Sordariomycetes; Xylariales; Hypoxylaceae. Bases 164 to 1066 code for a protein of 300 amino acids.
CGACUUUCGACUUUUGACAACCGACUUUCGACUUUUGACAACCGACUUUCGACUUUCGACACAACGAGCUAAGGGAAAUCAUAAUAGAGGACUUAUCGAAGAAGACAUUGUAAUAUUCAAGGAAUAGCCUGUGGUGCUAGCUAUUGAGCACCUACCACCUAAAAUGGCAACGUCCAGCCACCACCACUACGACAGUCCCCAGAUCGAAGACGACGACCUGAUCGAUCCCGAUGACGCGGACCUCAACGACUUCGACGACCCCCUCUCCACCGCACAAUCCCAGCGCGAGCCCCUCACCGGCAACAUCGCCUCCUCCUCCUCCCGCCCGCCAAACGAAAACUUCCUCACGUCGCGCAUCCUCCCCGGGGGUGAGGACCGGCGCGCGCCGCAGAACACGAUCGACGAGUCGGUCUGGGACACGCUGCGCCGCGACCUGCUGGCCGUGUGGUCCAAGAUGCGCGAGGUGCUGUACCCGCGGUACCUGUUCGGGGGCACCAUGUUCGAGAGCGCCGACGGCCUGCGCGGCGCCUACGCCAACCUGCGCGGGGCCGGGCUCGCCGGCGCAAGGGAGGAAUUGACGAGCCUCGCGGGCCGCGUCAUGGACCCGGAGACCCUGCUCCAGGGGAAUAAUAUGAGCCCCGGGCUGAGGGACUGGGACCUCUGGGGCCCGUUGAUCUUUUGUCUGGUGUUGGCUGCGCUGCUGAGUUAUUGCUCGGCUGAGGGGCAGAAGGAUGUUGUGUUUAGUGGGGUUUUUGCUAUCGUGUGGAUUGGCGAGGCGGUGGUUACGUUGCAGAUUAAGUUGUUGGGUGGGAAUAUCUCCUUCGCGCAGAGCGUGUGCAUCAUCGGAUACACCCUGUUCCCGCUGGUCCUCGCCUCCCUCAUGUCGGCCCUCGGUCUGCCUAUGAUCCCCCGAAUCCCCGUCUACCUCGUCUUGGUAGCCUGGUCGAUGGCCGCGGGUAUUAGUAUCCUGGGCGGGAGCGGCGUCGUCAAGAACCGCGUCGGAAUCGCCGUCUACCCUCUAUUCGUGUUCUACGUCGGGCUGGGAUGCCUUUGUUUCAUCAGCUAGGCGCCGUGCGUGUAGUGUAGUAGAGAUGGGAUGAUGGGUCGGUUAGUCAGUUAGGGGGGCGAAUUAUGAGUAUUUUAACAAACAACGAUUCUGUAUCUACCUAUCUUUUUUCCCCUUCUUCGAAUACCGCGCCUGCUUCCUUGUAUUCUAGGUCUCGUUGUAUGAUGGAAAUGAAUCGUGACGUAGUUAUUGCCAUUUAUUACGAGCUAUGCCAUGAUAAGUCAUGCGUGCCAACUUUUUGGGAAUGCUUACGCUGAGAUAUCGGAGGGAGUUUGGCGGGAUGGAUCAAGGUACGGUGGUAUAAGAAUAAUGAUCCAAGUAUCUGAUGCCUUCUUGUCUAUACUCGGCACUAGAUCUUGAAGUAGACGUGCUGUGCCGUAAAGCCUCUAUAGUGCUU